UUGAACUAAAGAUAAGGUUUUAAACUUUGUUGUUCUUCAAGAUUUCAAUUUAAGUCAAUUUAUCGGUCAAACUGAAAAAAUGAUUCAAAAUUCAUUUACCAUUGAAGGUGUUUAUAUUGAGGGAGCCUAUACGGAAGAGUCUAUUCUUGCCACCAGAGAUUUCCAGGGACGAGAGCGGGACAUAUAUUUGACAACAUUUCCAAGAACGGGAACUACCUGGACUCAAAGUAUCCUGGUUGGGAUGGUCUACGGAUUAGAAGAAUUAAGCAAAACUGGGGUUGUCGAAAUGCGGACGACAUUUCCUAAUCUGGAACUUCAUUUCAUAGACGAAGGUUGCGGAUAUAAGUUGGCACACCAAAUAACCCGUACACCUCGAAUGAUGAAAAACCACCUACCACCCCACUUAGCACCUCGUGAAAUCUUUUCACACCUUCGAAAAAAUAUCUUAGUUGUGCGGAACCCUAAAGACACGGCAUUGAGUCACUUCAAUUUCUACAAAACUGAGCGGACUUUGAAAGGGUUUAUGAAAACUGAUAAUUUGGAGGAAUUCUUAAACUUGUUUCUUGAGGGAAAAGUGUUCUAUGGUAGCUGGUGGGAUUGGAACAAAGCGUGGAUCAAAAAGUACAGGGACUUCAACGAGAACAAUCUGCUGGUUCAUUAUGAGGAUCUAUAUCAGAACUUCGAGAAAACAGUCUCUGAAAUCGGCAACUUCUUAGACCUAACGCAUGCAGACCACCUCUACGUGCGAGAAUUAAGAAAGCUUACAUCUCUAGAUUCUAUGAAAGUGAGAUACGAGAAAAGCUCACCACUUGAGAAAGGCAUGGUAAACAAAGGUGAGCUAAAUGCGUGGAAGAGAAAAUUCACGGCGGAAAUGUCCGAGAAGUUUGACGAAAUGACAAGAAAAACUUUCCAGGAUGAUGAAAUUUUAGCCAAGUUCCUGUAAAGUAUCUGCAGUAUUAAACAACUUAGCUAUUUUAAAAAUUUGAUUAACAGAUUUAAAGCUAACACUUGAA
Molecule: messenger RNA, 1013 nt
Organism: Symsagittifera roscoffensis
Lineage: Eukaryota; Metazoa; Xenacoelomorpha; Acoela; Convolutidae
Product: sulfotransferase 1C4-like
Exons: 4
Coding region: 80-943 (287 amino acids)
Biological process (GO): sulfation
Cellular component (GO): cytoplasm
Molecular function (GO): sulfotransferase activity
Source: RefSeq, a predicted model, not a curated record